Molecule: messenger RNA, 2376 nt
Organism: Parasteatoda tepidariorum (common house spider)
Lineage: Eukaryota; Metazoa; Arthropoda; Arachnida; Araneae; Theridiidae
Source: RefSeq, a predicted model, not a curated record
AUGGCGUUUGCAACAGAUAUGGUAGGAAGGAUAGAAGAUGCUGCUGAUUUUCUGAAGCGCAUAAUGUUCGCCGACGAAGCAUCCUUUCAUGUUUCUGGCAUUGUUAAUCGCCAUAAUGUGCGCAUAUGGGGAUCUGAAAACCCCCAUGAGUACCGUGAAACAGAAAGGGAUUCCCCAAAGGUUAAUGUGUGGUGUGCUAACACAAGUAAAUUGGAUGGUUUGCCCACUCGAGAGUAUGCCACGUAUCUGUGUAAAAAACAUGAUGUUCCAGACGCUCCACAAAAUCUUGAAAUACAUGACGUUAGCAGUAGAUCAGUUAGACUGACAUGGAAUCGUCCAUUUGAUGGGAAUUCCCCGAUUUUACGUUAUUCUUCUGCUUGGAGAAAAGUAGAUGAACAAAUCUCAGCAGAACCAUUAACUGUGCCAGGGGAUGAAACAGCUGUUAUCAUAAGAGGUCUAAACCCAAAAACUCGCUAUUUUUUCCGAGUAAAGUGCGAAAAUGCUUUAGGAGAUAGUCAAUAUGGAGCUGAAGUUGCCAUAACAACUCUGGAAGAACCACCAAGGGAAGCUACUAUAGGAGUUAAAGCUAUACCCGUUUCCUCACGAGCUGUCAAUGUUUCUUGGCAAAGGCCAAUUCGAUCUGAUGGAGGAGGAAGUGUAGACGGUUUUUACGUCGGCUUCAAAACUAAAGGAAGCUCUGAAACCUACACUUUUAAAUCAGUGGUGAUGACAGAAGACAUCACGCAACACUAUGUUCUUUACAAUUUGAAUAGAAAUACAGAAUAUAUCAUCAUUGUUCAACCGUUCAAUAGUAGGGGAGCUGGUCCUCCCUCAGAAGAAAAAGAAAUUAGAACAAUGGAAUUUGAUGCACCUGGGAUGCCGGCAAUUAAAUCUUACUAUACAACUUCCAAAACAGUAAAACUAUCAUGGGAGAUAAGCGUAACCUCGAACGCUCCUGUUUCAGGAUAUAUUUUGUAUAAACGAAUGGAAGGUAGUAUGUGGCAGGAAAUAAAGCUGAAAGGAGGCCACAAAGAAUAUUUAUUCCAAGACCUUCAAUGUGGUACAAAAUAUUACUGCUACGUUAUUGCAUUCAACAGCGCUGGCAAGGGAAAUAGUAGUGAAACGAUUUCUGUUAAAACUGAUGGAAAUGCUCCUAUAGCUGCGGACAAGAGACUACUUUUAAACCUAAACUACACGACACUCUUCAUAAAUUUAAAUAGUUGGCACAACGGUGGAUGUCCCAUUCGAUUUUUCAUUGUACAAUACAAGGCAAAUGGUCAGCAGGAUUGGACAUUGGUGAGCAACAAUAUUAUACCAGAGCAGCAGAAUAUAACUAUAAUGGAUUUGAUUCCGGGAACUUGGUAUACAUUGCUUAUGACAGCUAGAAAUGAUGCAGGUUCCACUGAUGCUGAAUACAUUUUUGCAACAAUGACAGCAAGCGGAGAAUAUCCUCCAAGACCAUCAGAAAUGGGUGAAGCUGGAAGCUUGUUUUACAAACACCUUUUAAUUACAGUUCCAAUUGUGAGUUCUGCAAUCGUCCUUAUUGUAGUUCUGUGUGUUGUAUACUUCAUAACUAGGCGUAGGUCAUCGGACAGAAGAACUUUGUCCUCUGAUGUCGCAGAAGGAAGUGAUCCUAUUAAACCAGAAUCUUUGCCAUUAUCAUCUACGUAUGAAACUGCUCAAGAGCCAGCAUAUUUCCCAACUCCUUACGCAGCAAGCAGGGUAACAGGCUAUAGCAGAGAAUCCUGUGUUCAUCCCUGUAAGGGUAGUCAACAGAAUAUGGGGACAUUUGGUAGCACUAGGAGUGGAUACACAUAUGAUAUUCCAUAUCCUCCUAGAAAGAUGGAAAAAUCUGAGAAGACUUAUGCUUCACCAAUAUUGUAUUGUCCUCCUUAUGCAAAAGAUAUUAAUUUUCACCCGAGAAUAUCAGUUGUAGAGAGUAGAAGACAAAGAAGAAGUUUAUCGUGGAGAGGUGUAGAUGACAGUCCAUCGAGUGGUGAGUCCGAUGAUGGUCAAAUUUUACAAACAAAAGAAAAUCUCUUUGUGAAAGAAGAAUCAAGAGAAUCUGAAACAGAAUGCGAUAGAAUAUGGAAAUCUUUAGAAGAGUGCAAAUAUGAAGCAAAUAAACGAUGGGUUGAACAUGCUGUUUCCAUUCUUUCUUAAUGAAUGAUAUAUAUACGAGACAAAUUAAAGAUAAUAUACUUGUUUGAAGGAUUGAAAAGGCCAAUUUUUACGAGAUAUCCAUUGGGACGAUCCAGCUGUCAAUAGUUAGAGUGGAGAAAAAUACCCCAGAGCUUAUGUUCCUGAAAUGCUAGUCCACAGAAUGAAAUUUACUGUACUUUUAUCUUUGAUAUAAAUAUUUAUUUAUUAAAUUUU